This is a messenger RNA of Colletotrichum lupini, 258 nucleotides long. RefSeq lists its product as uncharacterized. The transcript has a single exon. The coding region runs from base 1 to 258 and encodes 85 amino acids. Lineage: Eukaryota; Fungi; Ascomycota; Sordariomycetes; Glomerellales; Glomerellaceae. The record is from RefSeq and is a predicted model, not a curated record.
AUGGCCCGUGCUCUUUCCUACCCCUCGUUCCUCCUGCGUCGACCAGAUGGGGCAGGCACGGCAGGCUCUCCCCCACCACGCCAUGUCGAUAAAGUCUGUCGUUCCUGCCAGGGUUCACUUUUAUCUCAGACAGCACGUGGGUCACGCUUGCUCUUGCCGUUGUGCCUCAGCGCUGGAAUUCGAAAGAAAGUUUCCAACAUCUUCGAUUUGCCGCCUCGUAAGCACGCCAACUCUAGUCCAGCAUUGGGGUCGAGUUGA